Boleophthalmus pectinirostris (great blue-spotted mudskipper) is the source of this 3797-nucleotide messenger RNA. It is a transcript of the gene kcnip4a, whose product is annotated as potassium voltage-gated channel interacting protein 4a. The transcript is spliced from 8 exons. Bases 131 to 826 code for a protein of 231 amino acids. NCBI's taxonomy places the organism in Eukaryota, Metazoa, Chordata, Actinopteri, Gobiiformes, Gobiidae. Gene Ontology annotation, biological process: regulation of potassium ion transmembrane transport. Gene Ontology annotation, molecular function: calcium ion binding; potassium channel regulator activity. The record is from RefSeq and is a predicted model, not a curated record. Gene Ontology annotation, cellular component: voltage-gated potassium channel complex.
UUGUGUUUGUGUGAGAAAGCAGCAAGUAGUUAGACGCACGCAGCCUCCUGAACAUCUCCAUCCGGGCUCCUGUCACCGCUGCACCUCUACAAGUCUUUUACCACCGCACAACUCCGACUUUACCCUCGACAUGAUGGACGGGAAGCGAGUGGACACGAUCUCCGCCCGGGUGGACCGUGCGGCGGCGGUGGCGGCGGCUCCGGUCUCUUCCCCCGGCAGGAGCGCAGACCACAUGGAUAGUGUCGAGGAUGAACUUGAACUGUCUACGGUCCGCCAUCGUCCCGAGGGCCUGGAGCAACUUGAGGCUCAGACACGAUUUUCUCGCAAAGAGCUACAGAUUCUCUACCGCGGCUUCAAGAAUGAAUGUCCCAGUGGAGUGGUCAAUGAGGAGACUUUUAAAGACAUCUACUCGCAGUUCUUCCCACAAGGAGAUGCGUCGACAUAUGCACACUUCCUGUUCAAUGCAUUUGACACAGACCACAACGGAUCUGUGAGUUUUGAGGAUUUCGUCAUGGGCCUCUCUAUUCUUCUGAGGGGCACUGUGCAGGAGAAACUGAACUGGGCCUUCAAUCUGUAUGAUAUCAAUAAAGAUGGCUACAUCACUAAAGAGGAGAUGUUGGACAUUAUGAAGGCCAUCUACGACAUGAUGGGCAAGUGCACAUACCCCGUCCUCAAAGAAGAGACGCCUCGCCAGCACGUAGAGGUUUUCUUUCAGAAGAUGGAUAAGAAUAAAGAUGGAGUGGUAACCAUAGAUGAAUUUAUUGACUGCUGCCAAAAUGAUGAAAAUAUCAUGCGAUCGAUGCACCUGUUUGAGAAUGUUCUUUAACUUUCGGCUGGGUUUUGGAGGCUGUGGAGGAUCGAGAGGACUUCAUCUUUAGCUUGGCCCAGAGACAGACUUGGACUCAAACUGUGUACAGUGUGCUAUGCAGACUUUUGACCAUGAAAAUACCAUUAAAGCUCAUUACAGUGGGCCACAGGUAGGAGUAGGCAAUACAACAGGACCACUCUGGAGUUAAGGGCCAUUUAGUUGAAAGGCGUGACAGUGAAAAGAAGAACCUAAACACCCAACUGAUAAUGAAAAAACUACAUCAACUUGUAUUGUCUCUUGUGGGUCUUUGAUGGAUUCUAUUUCUCUGUAAAGCAACUUCCCAGCUUCAGUACAGCACCUUUUAAAGCCUUUACACCUGCUUUAAUUUACUGUCAAGCUGUGGUGGGUAUAGUACUCUGUUACAUUUACUUCAGUUGUGUAUAAGUGAUUAAAGCUUUCUGUUGACAAUUAUUAAUCAUUUGAAAAUUGGUGUUUCUUGCACCACUGAUUUGAAAAUCAGAUGUUGUAUCGCAAUAGUUACUUGGACUCACUCACUUCGGUAAUAGUUUCUGCAAAUAUUUGUACUCAUGCAGAUUUUUUAUUUCUCGGAUUGGAAUAUAUAUAUUGUUUUACUUUUUAAAUAACUGUACUCUUAGUCUAGUACAAUUUUUGGCUACUCUACCAACCUCUGCUGCCAACUGAAAUCACUGUGAAUUUUAACCACAUUCAAAACAUAAAUACAAAAAUGUCUACCUGCUGAACACAUUUUAGUCUGGUCUAAACUGGCUCUCAACUCCAGAGUCCUCCUCACCUUUUCUCAUUGUGGUCUGUGUUUUCUCUUAAAAGAAUUUAGAAACCAUUUUAAAAUUGUAUAUACUAUAGAUAAUAGAUAAGAACUAUAUGAGAGAACGUUUCAGCUUUGUCCAUGUUUACUUGCCAACCACGUUAAGACAAUACAAAGAUUGUAUUGAUGUCAAAUCGGACCAUAGUGUUGGUUUGUCAACAGAAGCACACACAUGUAACUUAGUGAGUAUGAUGUUGGACGACCAUGUCUUUGUCAGAAGAAAUGCUGCUUUUAGUGUUUUUCAGUUCAUUUUGUAAGUCUGUCCAUUCCGGGUAUAGUACAAACCCAAAUACAAAAAUUGUGAGGUAGAUAUUGUGUAAAAUGUAAAUAAAAUGCUAUGAAAUUUCUUAUAGUAGAAUAUUGUAUUUUAGGGUGUUCUCACAUUUGGUAAGUUAUUAAAGCACUAGGUUUGCAUGGUAAAAAUUUCUUCUUGGUCCCAAAAUUAUUCAUUGAAUUAAAUAGGAUGUAAUGAUUUUUAUGGCAGCAACACAAGCUGCAUAAGCUGAAUAAUCAACUAUGAUGUGAAAAGCAGUUAUGAUUUUACAUUAAUCUUACUGCUGGAGAUAUGGUCCCAACCACCAUCAACUGGACAUUCACACAUUCAUACAAACAAUAUGACUUUGUGGAUUUUCAAAGAUUUGAGAGAUCUCUUUCCUUUUUUGUACUGCAUAACACAAUUUAGGUUUCAGUUACUUUGUGAAUUUUCAACUUGUUGCCACCAUCAAAAUAACCAUGCAACACGUUUCAUUCAUAUUUUAAAUCGUUUUUACAGUGUCUCCUCUCUUAUUUGUACUUGGGUUUGUACAACAUGAGUUUGUCUUAGUUUUUAGCACUGGGGCAGUGUCGGUAUUAUUUAUAUGGUAUUACCUUCAUUGUACAAAGGAUUGUGAGUUGUACAGUAUUAAAUAAGAAUUCACCUCUUAAAGUGAAUAUGAGAUUUUAGAUUGAAUGCUAUCAGGUUGUAUGUUGAUAUAAAUAAUGGGUACCACUUUACAAUAACUACACCUUAAUUAGCCUUAAGGAAACAUGAACAAAUACUGUAUUCAUAAUGAGCAAAUGUUUAUUAGGAACAAUUCACGCUUAGAGAGGCUUAAUUAAAGGAUUAGGGUUAGGAGUUGGGAUUUUAAAGGUGCACUGUGGAACUUUCUGGUGGAUGGUCCGUCUCCUGCCUCUCUUCAUGGAGAUGUUAUCGCUUUGUCAAGAACAGGGCUCUCCAACCUGUAGCUCGGGAGCGACCAGCAGUUCUCCGCCCCCUUCCAAGUACCUCACCAAGGGAUUUCGGAAUUAUACCAUUGUGCUGAAAAACAAAAAUGUGGUUAAUUACAUGCCACUUACUAUUGUACAUGUGUCAUUUUGAAGCCCAACUUUGUGCACUAAUAAAUGGACAAUGGUUUAUGUUUUAUAGGCAUCUAACUGUACCCCAAGGUCCCAUAGUAUGGCAUUAAACUUAUCUAUUUCAUAUAUUCACAUUCACUUAUUAUGUAUGAAGACAAGCCCACAAUGCCUCCAAGCCAAGUUACAUGCCAGAUCUGUGGAGAGAUGAGCGCACUUUCUGUAGGAAUGCAUGUUUUUCAUAGUAUUGAGCCGUAAAACAUCUGUAACUGAAUAAAUGCAUCAUAGAUGAGUUUAAUGCAACACUGUGAAACCUGAAGGCAAAGCAGUAUCUCCACGGAAACGACUUUGAGGCGGACCUCCUAACAGAAAAAUUACAUAGUGCACCUUUAACAAGUUAUUAAACCUAAAUCAUUCUUAAUAAAUUAUGUAUUUAUUCUGAAUGAAAUCUUUGUUGAGGCUAAUUAAAAUGUAAUUACUCUAAAAUGUGACCUUAUAAUGUAACUUAAUGUAUUAUAGUCAUGUUUCACACUUUGUUUCUCCGUCUCCUCCUGGGUCUAUGGGCAGAAGUCCAGCAGCACUUUACCGGUUCCUGCUGUCUGCAAUUAAACCAUUGAUUGACCUCAAUGUGAGCAAACACAAGGCAUGCUGGGUAAAAAGCCCCUCUUACGGACAUCCCCUCGCUCACUGGACCAGAUUGGAUUACAGAGAUCAAGGGGAGGGCACGCUGCAAAUGUUUUAUUUUGUUAGAACAACAUUUCAUAAUUAAAUUAACUUAUUAUUGGAAGGCAUUUGGUAAGUACUUGGACGAAA